GUCUGGGACUGACUGUAAGGGCUGCCGGGAGAUGCCGCCGUCAUAAACAGGCAGAUGAAAAUACAGAAUAAACUCAUUCAAACGGCCCUGACAGGUAGGGACCACGCACUUGUUACAACGAGUCGGAGGAGCGAUGUCGAAUUGUUCUGUUUGCACUGCAUAUUGUUGUUAAAGUCGGCGGCAAGCCUUCGGGGACGGCAAGCUAACGUGUAGUCGGCUAGCAAUAGCAACUAGGAGGCGGUGGGUGCCAUAGCAACCGUUUAGGAAACAUUACUGUGAUGUUAGCGAGCGCGGACGGUACAUGCUAACCUUGGUUUGUUAUGCUAGCGUUCAACAAAACAUUGGAGAUACUUAAAUGUACCAUUCAGCGUUUUCGGGCUAAGCAAUGUCACAACAUCAUCAUCUGCCUUGCAUCGUCGCUCACAUUACGUAGCUGUCACCCCGCUUCUUGCUUUAAAGUAAGCUGUUGGCGAUGUCAAAGUGUUGUAACGGUAUCGUGUUGAGUUGGGCUAACUUGGCUAACGGUAGUUUGCAUUGCAUGCAGUUAGCUGACGAGUUAGCCACCGAGGGCCGAGCCGCAAACUUGGAUUAUCUCAACGUCCCCUUUAUAAAUACCACAGUGUAAAUGUUUUAUAUCUCUAAUUUAUUUUGCCCUGGCAGACCUUACGUGAUGUUAGCUAAACGUAGCGUGACUUUAUUCCUCUUGUCUGGGAUCAAUCUGAUUGUUACUGAGUGAUCAGCUGAUUCGUCGCUGUUAAUGUUAGCUUAGGCGUUAACUUAGCCUUCACAUUUGUUAACUAUUUUUUCUUACAGAUAAUAGUCAAUGUUAGCAGUACUAUUCAAUGUUUUAGGUGCAGUUGAGAAAUAUGGACUUCAUAGUGGCUUGAUUUCACCGACGAGGUAGUUUGUUGCCAGUCAUGCUUUUAUCUGGGGUAGUUUAGAUGAUUUAUAACGACCUGCCAUAACAUUAUGAGCGCCUGAACGCUUUAAUGUAAUCAUGUGUUGUAGCUGUAUUAUUAAGUUCACUUUUAUGAAGCUCUUACAUUUACAAAUCUUUAUAAUCAUUUUGUUGAGGUUGGGUGUUUGUGUUGUACUGAAGUGCAUAAUACUGUAAGGUGUUCCUAAUAUUUUGUGUGUCAGUGAGCUGGACAAAAUUGUGGGAGCACCUUUGAAUAAAACAAACUCCAGCAAACCAUCACCGCUAAUUAUUUUGUCUUCAAUAAUGAAUACAGGGUACGAUAAUCACCUGUCUGAUCAUUUCAACAAAAACAAACAACAACAAAAAAUUGAUUUUGGAGUAGACCUGUUGUUUUGCUUGAAGUAGAUUGCCCAGGUGUUAUGGCUGGAUGGUGUAUCUUCAUUACAUUAAGAUAUCACAACUACUGAAUUUGGCCCCAUGCAAUACUAACUCAGAAAGUGAAAUUAAUCUGUUGAUGUGAGAUCGUGAAGUGUUGUGAAAUUGUACCACCACCUGUACAACCUGUUUUUAUGCAUCCUCCAAACCUCUGAUACAACUGUCAUUUCAUAUUUUAUUUUUAACUAGUAUGGAUGCUGAAGACUGCAAUGGCCAGUCUUACAUACCAGGUAAAAUUCUUGUCCAUGUCCUCACACAUAUACUCUCAUGAACAGUUUUGCUGGUUAAAAGAAUGACAGAGGUGCUUUUUUUUCCCUCAGCUGGUGGAGACUCUUCAAUGGAAAGGGAGUUUUCUGGGGCACUUGGAGGUCCGACAGUGAGCACCCCAAAUAGCAAAGAGGCCUCUCCAAGUCGCUCCCUCAGUGGUCAGUGAGGAAAUAAGUUUAUAUCCUACAAAUGGACAAAGCAACUCAGUAUACUCAGUACAGUAUUUCAUUGUGCUUGUGACAAUGUUUUAUGAAAUGUUAAAAAAGCUGUGUAAUGGUUAACACUUAAUUACAUUAUUAUUUAUUAUCCAGAUCACACUUAACUCAUCUACUGAUAUUAAUUUUUAGAUUAAUUCACUGAGUGGGCCUUUUUUUCUGUCAUUUUUAUCUCAGCAGUUUGUUGACAGGUAUGUAAAUACGCAGUAUGUUAGCUCAUUCAAGGCCUUUUUGUGUUUUUCCUUUUAGCCAACUCUAUUAAAGUGGAGCUGUACAGCGAUGAAGACCUAGGUCGCAGUACUGAAGACGAGAGAGGGGAGCGGAUAGAGGAAGGAGGACCUGAGCACGGUUCUGAGCCAGCUGGCGGAUACAGGGAGCCUACCAACUCUGAGGGUUUACCCACUGGGGCCACAAGGACACCAAAUGGAAAGCUCAUGUGUGACAUCUGUGGAAUGAUCUGCAUCGGGCCUAAUGUUCUCAUGGUACACAAACGCAGCCAUACAGGUGACUGAUCAUUUGAGUUCUGAUCAAGCAGCUCUGUGAGAAACAUGCAUUUACUGAGAAGAAUAGUUAAUAAAAACAAAUUAGAUUUGGUACAGACAUAUGACAGUAUCUCUUGAAUAAUGGUAAAAUUUGUUAGUUCUAAAGAAAAGAUCAUUUCCACUGGAAAGUUUUCUGAUUGCCCUUAAAUCAACAGAUUUAAUCUAUUUCCAGGUGAGCGACCAUUCCAGUGUAAUCAGUGUGGUGCCUCCUUCACCCAAAAGGGCAACCUGCUCCGCCACAUCAAGCUGCACUCUGGGGAGAAGCCAUUCAAAUGUCCCUUCUGCAGCUAUGCCUGUCGAAGACGAGACGCACUAACCGGCCACCUUCGCACUCAUGCAGGUAGGAAAGAUACAUGUUCAGAAAGAGAACUUAUUUUGUCUGAUGAGGGUGUAGAACAGCAGGAAUAAUACCGCAUCUUCCCACUUUGGCCCCAGUGACCUCUCCGACUGUAGGGAAACCGUAUAAGUGCAGCUACUGUGGUCGUAGUUAUAAGCAGCAAAGCACCCUGGAAGAGCACCGUGAGCGCUGCCACAGCUACUUACAGAGUUCGGAGUCACAACAGUCAUCAAGUGCUCAGAAUCAAGGUACAAUUUAUGGUCAUAUCUUAAAAUGGCUUGCCAGAGGUAGAUCACAUUUUCGUAGUUCGGGGCUUUAAAUCAGUCUUGCAAACUGCCUUAACAAGGAAAAAAAUCAACCUUGGUGUCCUCUCUAUCUAAUUUCUGGUGUAGAUUCUUACAAACACCAGCCUCCGCAUUAAGUAUUUAGGAUAAAUGCUGUCUGGUUAAUGAGAAAACAUCCCGAAUGACAUUAGAAUUUUUUUGUAUUCUGUGCAGGAGAGGAAAUGAGAGAGCUAGAGUUUAUACCAGACUCUCUACUGCAGCCCUCCUCAGACAAGAUGGCAUUUAUUGAUCGGCUCGCCAACAGUAUCACCAAACGCAAGAGAUCCACACCACAAAAGUUUGUAGGUGAGCAUUUGAUACCGGUGUGUAACGCCUUAGAAAAAUGAAUUAGACACCACUUCCAAUACUACUGAUCUCUUUGAGUUAGUGAUGUGACCAUUGCUUUGUUUUGACUCUUGUCAGGAACAGUUGCACCCAGUAAACAAUAAAAUGAACAAAUGAGUGAAAAAAUCCUUAUGACCUCAAACCUAAGUUCACUCAAAGACAAUUAGAUUUUGUUCAGGACCUGCACUACCUGGAGUUUUCUUUGUUUCUUGAGGCCCUACAAAGAGGCACGUGGAAUACCAACCUGAUUUGGUUGCAUAAGUUUGUUUUAAAAAAUGAAUGAACAAAAUGUGUUACUAUAUAAAAUAGAGGAAGUUGACCAAGCGUCCAAAACUACUCUGAGAAAUUAACCUACCUGGGCAAGCUUCUUUUUUCCCUUUAACAUGCAGUUUUAAGGUUCUCCAAGACCUUCAUAGCCGAUCGUGAUAAUGUUGUGUUUCCUUCUGCAGGACAGAAGCACAUGCACCUCAACCUGGCAGAUGCACCUUAUGAGCUCAGUGCUGGUUUGGAUAAAGACAGGAAGAUGCACACAGGGGACUUUGAAGCUCAACACUUCACUGGUUUGGGAGGAGAUUAUGCAAAUGUAGUAGGUAAUGGAGGAGAUACACUGAGGCCCCUACACCUUCCCUCAACUCACCCAUCAUGUUUGUCAGAACUUAAACCAAUCCACAGCUCCAUUCAUCCCUCUGUGGCUCUAGGCCCGAGGUUGGAUUGUACAGGUACUGGAGCUGGGAUGGGAGCUGCUAGUGUUGGAGGGAGGGAAGCGGCAGAGGGUCAUGAGGACCUGCCAGUGGCACGGAGUCAUGCACCAUCUCCUAGCAACGGCUGCCAAGACUCUACUGACACAGAGAGCAUGCUUGAUGAGCCAUGCAACAGCACUGCGCCUACUCCAACCUUGCACAGCAACAACGGCCACCAUGUCCUCUACUCCAACAACCAUCACUCUGCACCUCCUCCAAGUGCACACCACAGGAGUCGGGAUAGGCACAGUCCCAGUCAUGCCAAAGAAAGAGAGAUGGAUCGAGAGGAAGGGGGCCAAUCCGCUCUCUCAACGCCUGCCCUCGCACCAACCCCCAGCUCACCUACAGUGCCCUCCUCCACCUCUAGGGAGGCUUUUCGAGUUGUAGAUGGGGAGGGUCGAGCUGUGCGAUCUUUCCGUUGUGAGCACUGCCGUGUGCUUUUCCUGGAUCACGUCAUGUUUACCAUCCACAUGGGCUGCCAUGGGUUUCGCCAGCCUUUUGAGUGUAACAUCUGCGGCCACCGCAGCCAGGACCGCUAUGAAUUUUCUUCACAUAUUGUCCGUGGGGAGCACAUAUUUGAUUGAAGACAAAGGGUGGACAUUCUGCUUCAUAUCUGCUUCAUUUUGUUUUUACACUGAGACAAGGACCUGGCUGAGUUUGAUCUGCAUACUGAUGACUAGACAACAACGAUCAUAUAUUUCAAAGAGCCUGAGGAACUGUUAGUAUUGAUGGGAGACUUAUAUGAGUGUUUCAUAAAUAUAAUAGUAGUCCUUAUUAAUCUUAAUGCACUUUGAAUAAUGAAACGUUAAAAAUGCACUUUAAUCUAAUCAAAUGUAAUCUUUAGUUGAUGAGCCAAAGCACUUUUUCAUCUGCACAUGUGCCUUGCUCUGAAAUUCAGGACCCAAACCUGAUGCACAAAUUAACGCUGACAAAUCUCACUUGUGUCCAGAACCUGAAAACUUCCACUGUCUUAUGCACUUUAACAGAGAUCUAAGAGAACACGGUCAUAUGAAGUUCACCUACAUUUGGAUCUGCAGAGUUUUAAUGCCUUGUUUUUUGAAAGAGCUUAUUUAAUACAGUAAUUUAGGUUUAGGGUCUGUCCAACAGUAUAUAGAAAACUGAAAACUUCAAGUAAUGCAGACCAAACUCAGAAACCAGGUCCUGGUCAAUUGGUUGUGUUUGACAGGACGUCCAUGAAUUAAACCGCACUUUUAUUUUUAAUGGGGUUGGGGUGGACAGAUCUCAGUGUGCGUUUGUGUGUGAGUGAAUGUGAGAGAGGGUGAACAUGUGAUAUCCUGUGUUUAUGGAAGUGUAUUUGAAUUAAGCAAGGUGGAAAAUGAAGGCCUUUGUGUGAAUGCAGUGUAAGGCAGUAUGAAAUGUUUGUGUUUUUUUCUUUUCUAUGACUGCUUUAAUUGCACUGAUACCUGCCACAAUACUUUAAUUAUAUUAAACUAUUUUAUGGAGUACAUUAAUGACCUGCACAUUUCUCUUAGAAUCAGAGGAAACUGAUGGAAAUGUUUUCUCAGUAGGAAAGCAGUAUGAGUUUCACUGCCACCAUUUAAGAGAUUACAGAAGAGGUCUGGAUCUUUACAAGUCUUAAACAUUUCCCUUGUAAACUGACAUCAAACUGAAAACUGACACUGAUCUAUGUUUGCUUUAUUUAGAGAUUAUUUGGGUGUUUUAUCUCAUUGUAUUGUGCCUUUCUUCACCCUGAUCACAGGCUGAAGGACAUGAACGACCACAGUCAUAUCAUAAACAGAUCAUUUUGGGGUGGGGGGGGUGGGGGGUAACAAACACGAGUCUAAAAAUUGCUUUAAGAUUUCAAAAUAAAGGUUCUGACUCAUAGCUUUGCACAACCAUAAUCCUCUAUAUAACAUAAAUCAUCACUGGUUUUCCUCAAAGAGUUGGCAAAAAAAAACAGCUCUGCAAAUUUAUCGAAAAUUUAAUGGCACUUGGCACAAGCUGCAAUGACUGCUAUGAAUGAAUGCUGUGUGGAGUGACAGUUUACGACCGUCCUAAUUGAAGAAAAAUUGUUUUAUUUGAAUCAUGUUUUAACAUUUCAAAUCAAAAUGUCUGCUUUUUACGAAUUUGACAGGUGGAGGGGGCUCUUUUUGAGGAAGUUUUGUCAUGUUUGAUCCAUAAGAGGUCUACCUUUUUAAAGUGUAGAAAUUAAGUGUAUGGCGGAAAAUCUUUUUGUUUGAAAAGCACUGAUAGCUUUUAAUUGCGUCUACUGAAAUGUUUAGAAAAUAUUAGAAAAACAAUUGUUGCUCGCACAUAUUGUCUGUGUUUGACCCAAGACAAAAUACUUCGCACUGCCCUGCAGAUUACCUUGUGAAGUCUUUGGCCCAAAAUGUGCCGACAGUUUUCUCAGUUUGUGAGAUUCAUUCAGUAAUAAUCAAACUUGACUUUUAUUGAUCUAAUGAGCUUGGGAAAGGACAAAAAAAAAGAGAUGAGAUUAGUAUGAACAUAUCACCAAAAACUGUUCCCACAUGGCUGAACCAAAGAGCCACCUCUUUUUCACUUCUAACUGAAGCACUUUUGCUUAAUAAGAGUGGCACAUAAGAAAAAAAGAGCAGAGCUGGGAUAUAUAUUUGUACAUAUUAAACAAAUAGACGAUCCUGUGUUUUUUUCUUUUGUUUUCCUUCCCAGCAAACUUGUGUAGAUGUUAAAAAUGACCUUGUUUCCAGUUUUUCUGCUACUUUUUGAAGGAUUUCUUUUUAAGUAAACAUUGUAAUCGUCAACCUUUGUUUAUUUUUGUGUGAACAACUUAUACAAGUUCUUGAGUGAAGCAAGAUUUUUUUUCUAAAUUUGGAAUCUUAACACACUGCUGUAUGAGGCAGCAAAGAAAGGUCAUACAUGAGACAAUGUACUCUAGUGUGUGUGUGCAUUGUUUCUGUCUCAAGCAUACCUUAAAGGUCAAAUUGUUCUCUUUCAGUUAUAUUUCCACCAUAAAACCAAUUGAACUUGCCUUAAUUCCAAAAAAAGAAACAAGACUGCUGUAGUGUCAUUUAACUGAAUCCAGAACACUUCAAUUUGACUGUGUUGUAAAUGAUUUAAUUCCAUAGCUGCAACGUUUGUUUUUCUGAGCAAAAUUCUUCAACCAAUGAGCUACACUAAACAUCCCAUUUCCCUGUGUACUCUUUGAAAAAGGCCACAGCUUUGACCUCCAGAAUACGUGUGAUUCUCUCCGUUUGUUUUCUCUUGUUGACUGUAGUGAUGUGCCUUUGGCCUGAGGUCCUCUCUGCAUUCUUACAUUUGUGUGAAAAUAGGUUUGCUGUUUUCUAAAUCCAACAUGACAAGACACUUAUUACAGGAAGCUCCACAGAUUUUUUUGUCAUGUGACUUUUCUGCCAUCGGCCGUAGUCUCACUAAAACCAACUGUAACCAUUGGCGAGAAUCUUUUUCAUUUUUACCACCAGUUGAUACAUGACACAUAGGUCUACAAAAAUAAAAGAAUUCAGACUGCUGGGAGCCCAAGAACUUGAGACAAGAUGUGCAAAACCCCUUAAUGGAGCUGAACUAUUUUGUUGACUUCCUUAUGCCUGUUCUCAAGAGCCUGUGGAUUGGCUUAUCCUUUCAGAAUUUGAGGUUUACAUCAAGCAUUGAAGUUCCUUUUUGACCAUGUUUAUUCCUGUUCACAGGACUGAGUUUGGAUGUUUCAUUUUAAUGUGUAACGUUUCUAUACCUGAUGCAUGUUAAUAUCAAAGCCGUCUGCUUCUCAGCCUCCUCCCCACCCCAACACACUCACAUUCUGUUGUAAUUCCAAGGACAAAUAAACUGUCUAUUCAAAUUCUAAAAGAAAA
Messenger RNA from Xyrichtys novacula (pearly razorfish), 7926 nucleotides. NCBI's taxonomy places the organism in Eukaryota, Metazoa, Chordata, Actinopteri, Labriformes, Labridae. The record is from the annotation of a GenBank genome assembly.